AUGACGAUUAUUUUGCACGACAUGCAACGUAUAUUAGGCAUUGGUAUAGAAGGUUCACUCCCGGCUGAACCUGGUGACGGAGAGUGGAAGCUCGCGCUGACUGGUCUGUUUGGGGAGCCCAUGUCGGAGCUACGAAGGAAGGGGUACUUCACCAGCGGUUGCAUCAACGUUGGUGAAGUUAUGCAGAUGUGCCAUCGGUCCCAGGCUUUGGAGAUGCAGUGUAUAACCUAUUACAUGGCUAUUGUUGGCUCUACACUGCUGGCGGAUAAGACCAGAACUGGGAUGCGGCCUCACCCUAUACUAACUGUCAAUGCCGAUCAGGAUGAGAUCGCUUGGGGUGCAGUGACGCUGGCAUACUUAUAUCGGCAACUGGGAAUGGCGUCUAAGGCUGGUUGUAAGACAAUUUUUGGUUGUCUCACAUUGCUGCAGACAUGGAUCUUUGAGUACUUUCCGGCCUUCCGCCCCCAUCCUCGUCAAGUUGAUGUGCCUAAUAAGACCAAGGUGGAGAUGUGGUCCACGCCGAAGCCAGGUCGUGAGCUCAGCAGGCUGAGAGACUGUAGGAGUAUAUUGGACUCCAUGAAGGAAACUCAAGUGGAAUGGAUUCCAUACAUUACUUCUCCCAGGGUAUUGUUAAAUGAGCACCCACGCACCGCCUAUAUCGAGGGUAUCACUUGUUUUGAUAUCAUCGAGGUGUAUUUGCCUGAGAGGACAGUGAGGCAGUUGGGUUUUGAACAGGCUAUUCCCCCCGCUCCUAUGAGGCCUAUCCACGCUCUGCGACCGGCACAGGGUACCUAUUCCAUGACCUUUGCGUCUCCACCUAUUUACAAGGAGACAUGGAGUAGGUUCCCCAAUUGUGCCCGUGUUGGUGAUCAGUUUGCAAAUGAAUUUCCGAGUCGAAUCGCGCCAUUACUGAGGAUGCCUGUUGUCGUGGAUAUGAGCCCCCGGGAAAGACAGGCUGCCGAUCUAUACAUUGAUGAAGUUAGAGAGUUAUUUGCCGAUUGGCAAGCUUCUAAAGGGCAAGACCCUUCAUAG
Molecule: messenger RNA, 1032 nt
Organism: Amaranthus tricolor (Joseph's coat)
Lineage: Eukaryota; Viridiplantae; Streptophyta; Magnoliopsida; Caryophyllales; Amaranthaceae
Product: protein MAIN-LIKE 1-like
Exons: 3
Coding region: 1-1032 (343 amino acids)
Biological process (GO): meristem maintenance; meristem development
Source: RefSeq, a predicted model, not a curated record